GGUGGAUUUUUCCUUUGAUGAAUAUGAAGUGUCCUUCCUUAUAUUUUUGAUGACUUUUAGUUGAAAAUCGAUUUUAUUCGAUAUUAGAAUGGCUACUCCGGCUUGCUUCUUCAGACCAUUUGCUUGGAAAGUUGUUUUUGAGCCUUUCACUCUGAGGUAGUGUCUGUCUUUGUCUCUGAGGUAUGUUUCCUGUAUGCUGCAGAAUGCAGAGUCCUCGUUGCUUAUCCAGUUUGUUAAUCUAUAUCUUUUUAUUGGAGAGUUGAACCAUUGAUGUUGAGAGAUAUUAAGGAAUAGUGGUUAUUGCUUCCUGUUAUAUUCAUAUUUGGAUGUGAGAUUAUGUUUGUGUGCUUUUCCUCUCUUUGCUUUGUUGCCAAGACAAUUAGUUUCUUGUUGUUCCUAGGGUGUAGCUUGCCUCCUUAUGUUGGGUUUUACCAUUUAUUAUUCUUUGUAGCACUGGAUUUGUAGAAAGAUAUUGUGUAAAUUUGGUUUUGUUAUAGAAUAUCUUGUUUUCUCCAUCUAUGUUAAUUGAGAGAUUUGCAGGAUACAGUAACUUGGGCUGGCAUUUUGUUCUCUUAGGUUCUGUCUGACAUCUUUCCAGGAUCUUCUGGCUUUCAUAGUCUCUGGCGAGAAGUCUGGUGUGAAUCUGAUAGGUCUGCCAUUAUAUGUUACUUGACCUUUUUCCCUUACUGCUUUUAAUAUUCUUUCUUUAUUUUGUGCAUUUGGUGUUUUGACUAUUAUGUGACGGGAAGAGUUUCUUUUCUGGUCCAAUCUAUUUGGAGUUCUGUUUCUUUGAAUUUGAGUUCUGUUUGGCUUCUUGAAUGUUUAUGGUCAUCUCUUUCUUUAGGUUAGGAAAGUUUUCUUCUAUGAUUUUGUUGAAGAUAUUUACUGGUCCUUUGAGCUGGGAGUCUUCACUCCCUUCUAUACCUAUUAUCCUUAGGUUUGAUCUUCUCAUUGAGUCCUGGAUUUCCUGUAUGUUUUAGACCAGUAGCUUUUUCCAUUUUCCAUUAUCUUUGACAGUUGUGUCGAUGAUUUCCAUGGAAUCUUCUGCUCCUGAGAUUCUCUCUUCUAUCUCUUGUAUUCUGUUGGUGAUGCUUGUAUCUAUGGCUCUUUGUUUCUUCCUUUGGUUUUCUAUAUCUUGGGUUGUUUCCCUGUGUUCUUUCUUUAUUGCUUUUAUUUCCAUUUUUAAUUCCUUCACCUGUUUGAUUGUGUUUUCCUGGAAUUCUUUCAGGGAUUUUUGUGAUUCCUCUCUAUAGGCUUCUACUUGUUUAUUUAUGUUUUCCUGUGUUUCUCUAAGGGAGUUCUUCAUGUCUUUCUUGGAUUCCUUUCUUGCCGUGUUUUUGGAUAUUCAGUGUUUUCUUUGGUGGGAGAAUUGGGCCCCGAUGAUGCCAUGUAGUCUUGGUUUCUGUUGCUUGGGUUCCUGCGCUUUCUUCUCGCCAUCAGGUUGUCUCUGAUGUUACCUUGUUCUGCUAUUUCUGACAGUGGCUAUACCGUCCUAUAGGCCUGUGUGUCAGGAGUGCUAUAGACCUGUUUUCCUGUUUUCUUUCAGCCAUAUGAACAGAGUGUUCUGCUUUCGGGCCUGUAGUCUUUCCUCUUUACUGGUCUUCAGCUGUUCCUGUGGGCCUGAGUCUACCAGGCAGGUCGCUUGGAGCAGCAAAGUUGGUCUUACCUGUGGUCCCGCGGCUCAAGUUUGCUCAUGGGGUGUUGCUUUUGAGCUCUCCGUGAGGGCAGCAACUAGGAGCUCCCGUGCACUGGGGUCCCAGUUGGCAUUAGGUGUUUUCCUCUGGAGUCAGAAAUGUGGGCAGAGUGUAGUCUAUUCUGGCUUCUCCGAGUAUUUUUGAGUCCGAUAUUCAUAAGGGAAAUUGCUCUGAAGUCCUCUUUCUUUGUUGGGUCUUUGUAUGAUUUAGAUAUAAAGCAUAAUUGUGGCUUCAUAGGACAAAUUGGGUAGUGCUCUGACUGUUUCUAAUUUGUAGAAUAAUUUGACAGUAUUGGUAUUAGGUCUUCAGUGAAGGUCUAGAAUUCUGCACUAAACCCAUCUGGUCCUGGGAUUUUCUUGUUUGGGAGACUUUUAAUAACUGCUUCUAUUUCUUUAGGAGUUAUGGGGUUCUUUAGAUAGCGUAUCUGUUCCUCAUUUAACUUUGGUACCUGAUAUCUAUCUAGAAAAUUGUCUAUUUCAUCCAGAUUUUCCAGUUUUGUUGAAUAUAGGCUUUUGUAGUAGGAUCUGAUAUUUUUUUUAAUUUCCUCAGAUUCUGUUUUUAUGUCUGCCUUUUCAUUUCUGAUUUUGUUAAUUUGGAUACACUCUCUGUGUCCUCUGGUUAUUCUGGCUAAAAGUUUAUCUUGUUGAUUUUCUCAAAGAACCAGCUCCUGGUUUUGUUUAUUCUUUGUAUAGUUCUUUUACUUUCUACUUGGUUGAUUUCAGCCCUGAGUUUGAUCAUUUCCUGCCUUCUACUCCUCUUGGGUGUAGUUGCUUCUUUUUGUUCUAGAACUUUUAGGUGUAUUGUCAAGCUGCUAAUGUAUGCUCUCUCCUGUUUCUCUUUGGAGGUACUUAGAGGUAUCAUUUGAAUAGAGCAUUUGUCAGCAAUUUAUGGAGCUUGAAAUAUCAUCCUGAGUGAAGUAACCCAAUCACAAAAGAACACACCUGGAAUGCCAGAAUCACCUCCGCAGAUAUGGAAAUGUGAAUCUGGAACUGGUGACUCGAAUCAUUAAAGAUGGUGGUCCAUGGGAAGAUCCAGUGUUGCAAGCUGUUCUUAAAGCACAACCAGCAUCUCAGGAGAUAGUGAACAAAUACUUAAGUUCUGAAAAUCCACUGUUCUUUGAACUACGUGCCAGAUAUCUAAUUGCCUGUGAACGCAUACCUGAAGCAAUGGCUCUUAUUAAAUCUUGUAUAAAUCACCCUGAAAUCAGUAAAGACUUGUACUUCCAUCAAGCGCUCUUCACCUGUCUGUUUAUGUCACCUGUAGAAGAUCAGCUAUUCCGGGAGCAUUUGUUGAAAACUGACUGUAAGAGUGGAAUUGAUAUCAUCUGUAACACUGAGAAAGAAGGCAAGACUUUGCUAGCCUUACAACUCUGUGAAUCCUUUCUUAUUCCACAGCUCCAGAAUGGGGACAUGUACUAUAUAUGGGAGUUGAUUUUCAUAUGGAGUAAACUACAGCUUAAAUCUAAUCCUUCAAAACAAGUGUUUGUAGAUCAAUGUUACCAACUUUUAAGAACAGCAACUAAUGUGAGAGUCAUAUUUCCUUUCAUGAAAAUCAUUAAAGAUGAGGUUGAAGAAGAAGGCUUACAGAUUUGCGUUGAGAUAUGUGGUUGUGCUCUCCAGCUUGAUCUCCAUGAUGAUCCUGAAACUAAAUGUCUAAUUUAUAAAACAAUUGCACAUUUUUUGCCAAAUGAUCUAGAGAUUGUCAGGGUUUGUGCUCUCUCAGUAUUUUUUCUUGAGCGUUCCUUAGAUGCCUACCAAACCGUUGAAGAGCUUUACAGACGUCCAGAUGAAGAGUAUAGUGAAGGCACGAGUACUGUUCAAAAUCGUGUUCGUUUUGAAUUACUUCCAAUUUUGAAAAAGGGAUUGUUUUUUGACCCUGAGUUUUGGAACUUCGUAAUGAUUAAGAAAAACUGUGUGGCAUUAUUACGUGAUAAAUCAGCAAUGAAACUUAUAAAUGAAAAUACACUGGAAAAUUCUGCAGGUAGUCUAAAAAACAGAGUGGAACAACAGAGUGUGGAAGACGGGCUUGACACACUCACAGAUCUGAGCACUGGAGAGACGGAUCCUGAUGGUACAUCUGUGAUGCAGCGGAAAGGGCAGGUUAACUCGAAGAGAAGCCUCUCUGUUCUUAACACUUCCAAAGUGGAUCAUAGUGUCCCCAGGCAUCGGUGCAUGUUAUGUAACAAGGAAUUUCUUGGUGGCCAUAUUGUAAGGCAUGCCCAGGCUCAUCAGAAAAAAGGCAGUUUUUCAUGUGUGAUAUGUGGUAGGAAAUUUAGGAACAGAGGUCUUAUGCAGAAGCAUUUAAAAAAUCAUGUUAAGAAGAUUCAGAGGCAGCAAAUUGCUACAGCACAACAGGAUGAUCCAGAAAUCAUCACUUUGGAAGAAAUAAAUGGUUCCAAAUCUUCAAUUUCCUUUGAAAAUGGGAAUUCAAAUACUAAGAGCUUAGAAAUAGAGACAUUGACUGCUUCCAGUGAGAGAAACAAAGAGGUCACCCGUGAACACAUGGCUGAGUUCAUUAAAAUUCCUAUUGCUAUGCCAGAGAAUGCUAUGGAAAACAUUGUUGAAAAUGGUAGACCAGAUACUUCUUUCAAUAAUAUCUCAGAGUCUUUAUCUCAGUGUGAUGAUGACUAUGAGGAGGAAGAGAAUGAAGAUAAUUAUGAAGAUGAUUAUGAUCUGAAUCAAGAAACAUCAGUACUUCAUAAAAUCAAUGGAACUGUGUGCCAUCCAAAAGAUGUAUAUGCUACAGACCAAGAAGGAAACUUCAAGUGUCCUGCUCUUGGCUGUGUAAGGAUAUUUAAAAGAAUUGGGUUUCUAAAUAUGCAUGCAAGAACUGUGCAUCCAACUGAUUUAAAUGUGCGGCAGACUGUAAUGAAGUGGAGCAAAGGAAAGUGCAAAUUUUGCCAAAGGCAGUUUGAGGAUUCUCAACACUUUAUAGACCACCUUAAUAGACACAGCUAUCCAAAUGUGUACUUUUGUUUGCAUUUCAACUGCAAUGAGUCAUUUAAGCUGCCAUUCCAGCUUGCACAGCAUACAAAAAGUCACAGGAUAUUUCAAGCUCAGUGUAGUUUUCCAGAAUGCCAUGAGCUUUUUGAAGAUCUUCCUCUGUUAUAUGAACACGAAGCCCAGCAUUACUUAAGCAAAACACCAGAAUCAUCUGCACAACUGGGUGAAGUGGUUCCUAAUCAUCAGAACAUAGACCCAUUUAGUAAUGAGAACCAAACGAUUCAUCAGCCAGUUUCUACUAGUAAAUCAAGGAAAGAUUCUACAGAACCAAAGACAUGUAUAGACACUAUGGAAAAGAAAACAGACAGUUUAGUUCAGAAUGGAAAUGAACAUUCUGAUGAUAGUGUUUCAAAUAUAAGCUUGAUAGACCAAAAGAUGCCUGCCAUAGAGCCAAAUCCUGAAAAUAAUCAUAGUCCCACUGACUUAGUCAACGGACACAGUGAAAUAGAGCAAAUGCCAUUAGUUACAUCAGAUGCUACUCUGAAAAUAGACAUAAACAGAAACGGGACAGAAAAUGGUUCUGUUAUACCCAAUGUUAUAUCACAAGAACACAGUGCCCUGUCAGUAUCUCAGGCACCAUCCAAACCAAAUCUUACAAGUGAACAUACUUCAUAUGGCUUAAUUUUAACAAAGCCAUUUGUCAGACCUUUGCCUCCCAGUUACCUUGAUGAACGAUACCUUAGUAUGCCAAAACGCAGAAAAUUUCUGACUGAUAUUGUAGAUGCCUGUUCUGAUCAAGAUAACAUGUAUAAAAAACCAGUAAAAAGAUUACGAUGUGGCAAAUGCCUGACCACCUACUGUAAUGCAGAAGCACUUGAGGCUCACCUUGCACAAAAGAAAUGUCAGACACUCUUUGGAUUUGAUUCAGAUGAUGAAAGUGCCUGAUAAUGUGUCAGAACGAUCUGUUGAUCAUGCAGUAGUGUUAACAAAGCACUACAAGAAAAUGCAUCAUCAAUUUGCUAUUUCCCUGAUGGCCUUAAUUUUAGAGUGGUCUCGGAUUACUAAAGAAAAGACAAAGCACAUUUUCUGGAAUGAACUUGCAGAGGAGAUGUGCCGGCUUAGACUCCAAAAGGGUUAUAAAACUCCCAAAGUACCAGUUAUCCAUGAAACCACACUUUUAAAAAGUUUAUGGUGAUUAAUAGCAGCAUGUUCAGUUUUGCUUUAUGUGAAAACACAUUUGGGUAACUAGUCAGAAAUAAAAAACCAGCUAUGGCCUUACUGAAGAAAGGAAAAAGUUGAUUCAUUCCAAGAUGAGGUGGAGGGGAGCUGGUUUACAAUAAACAAUGUAAAACAUUCUGAAAACGGAAUUUGUUUUCUUGUCAUGCAUAUUCAUUAUGUCUUCCCUUCUGGUCAAACAUAUUUUAAAGAAUCAUUCGUUGCUUUUUAGUUUGUGAUAUAAUUUAGAAGCUGAUACAUAGAAAUAAAGCUUGAUUUAUCAUCAUGCUGUCUGCUAAAGAUUAUAACUUGUUUUAGGUGAUUAAGUAGACAGGUCAAAGUUUAGUGAAUGGCUUGCCACCAUUGAAAUAUUAAAAAUAAAACAAAAACAGUGCUUGGCUAAUAAGCUCUUGAAAAGAACCUUCAACACCCCACUCUGUAACGUCAUUUAUUUAAAGGCAGCAGUGUGAAGUGGAAAAGAAAGGUACCAUCAGCUACUUUAGUGGGGUGCAAGAAGAAUCUAAGACCACUGCCUUCUAGAUAGUUGAAGGAAAACACUGAAUUGAAAAAUCUUCAAUGUGAAUAAUGGUAAAAGCACACUGGGAUAUUUCUAUCUGUACAUAAUAUUAGGACAUUGCUGGAUGAUUCAGAGUGAAGUCCUUUACAUAUUAGUAUGAAUUAUCUAAGUAUGGUCCUAUGAAAAUAAUUGGCUUAAAAGUAUGUCGGCUAAGAAUAAGAUCAAGAGUUUAUUUUAUUCAGUUAGGAGAAUUAAUUCAAAAUUAAGCCAUAUUAAUGUGCUUUCUUUAUUAGUGAUGAAUUUGGCCUGCACGGUGAUUUUUUUUUUAUAUUUAAGGAAGUAUUUACAUCAAAAUUUGCACAACAGGAAUACAAUAACAUAUAUUAAUGCAUUAUUGUCCUUGGUGAUCAUUGAUUUUCUUAAGGAAGAUUUUAUCUUAUUAUUAAAACAAAUAUUUUACACUUAAAAUCCUCUAGAUAUUUCCCACCUGUCUGUUAUGAAAAGGAAAAUACCUGAUAUCUCCUUUACCUAAUAGUAUAUAAUUCUAAACAAGAUAAAGACAUACAAAUAAAAAAGUGAAUUCUUUAGACAUAUUAGUAUGCCACGUGUCAACUAAGUGUUUCAGCUACUCCAGCAUGGUUUUCUGUGAAUCAAUUUCAUCAUACAAAUUUUAGGAACAUUGAGGUUAGGAAAAUAGGACAUUACUUUCAGGGUGGCAUUCAGACUUUUAAAAACUAUGUUUUUCAAUAAUGCUGUAUCAGAGGAUUUAUUUUUUAAAAACAGUUCUGAAUUUUAUUAUUUACCAUGGGCAUUUGCAACUAUGCAAUGAUGGUCACUAGUCCAUUCCAAUCAAAUUGAAGUUUGUUUUAGGUUUGUUAUGUAGCCUACAUUAGGCUUUGGAAUUUACAUGCAGAUAACAGAUAAGUGCAACUCAUGAAUUUUAAAUCCUUUAAUUUCAACUCAAAAUAUUUUCCAUAUUUCCUGACACUAAAAAUGUAAUAAUUGACUUUUAUUUCAGUUCAUAUUAAAAGUGCAUCUUGUAAUAAAAAUCCUGUUUGGAAACUGGUUCAUUUGCACAAUGAAUUUUUUUUGGAACAAAAUUUCUGCUUUGUACACUUUGCAGUUAAUUACAUUUUACUAUUUUUUAACUUUAGUUUUUACAGGUUGUAACCACUGAUAGAUAUAAAUUCAUAAAGCAUUACAUUUUCUUGAAGUUUGUGUGCAAAGAUGUGUUAAACAAAUUCCGCCUGUUACUUUGUCCUUAAGCUUAACUUGAAGGUUUUCUUUUGACUUGUGUUGCUAAGAAAAAGUUUUCCUAUAGAUAAAAUUGGUUCAUAUAUAACCAACCCAAAACGUCAUGUAAAAUUCUGUUUGACCACAUUUUUUCUAACCUCUUUAUAUACUUCUCAUUUUACCUGUUGAAAGAAUUUGUGCAUUAUGAUUUUCUCCAAAGCAUUUUGCUUUUAUGUAAACCCAGAAGUUCUGAUUUGGGAUUCAGAAGGAAAGGAAGCUUCCAUCUUACCUACGUUCUUUCCCAACUCCUCCUUUCCUACUUAUGUUUUGAGGAUACAUGAACCACCUUUCAAAUAUUUGUUUUAAAAUAAAGAAUUAUAUGUGUCAGUAAAGUCACCAAAAGUGCAGAUCUGAAUCCUUGCUGCUCAGACACAGAAGAUGCACAGGAAAGAGUCUCUCCGCGGACAAGGACACUGGUACUUUGGGCUCUAGCCAUAUUCAUUUUUUAAAAACCAUCACCAAUAUAUAACAAAAUAUAAUUUAUAUCAUUGAUCUGUGAUUCUUUUCAAAUCACACUGAACAUUUAGCUGUACUUUCAUGUUUGGUUUAAUAUUGUAUGAAUGAAAAGCCUAAAAGGGAUGAUAGUGUUUAUUUUUUAAUUUAUUUGGUACUGUCAAACACCUUUUCAGAAUGAGCAAAUGCUGCAUUUGCAUUUUGGAAUUGUUUUGUGAAAGAUACUACAGAGAUUCAGCAAGAAGGGAAAUUUGUGCUUCCUUGUUGAACAUUAAAUUAUUUUACUUUGCAUUUUAUAAAAGUACAAAUUAAAACUGAGCCAUUGAACUGCAAUAAAUCAACAAUAGUGUCUCAUUUCAAGAAAUUUUUUGUAUUGUACAUAGAUUUGUUCAAUAAAACAUUGUCCUUGUUGAUAA
Messenger RNA from Rattus norvegicus (Norway rat), 8530 nucleotides. The record is from RefSeq and is a predicted model, not a curated record. Lineage: Eukaryota; Metazoa; Chordata; Mammalia; Rodentia; Muridae.